CAGUUUGUUUAGCCUGACAGGCGUUGCUUUUUACUUUCGUUGCUUUUUAAUCGUAAUCACUUUUACCUGGCUACCCAACAAUACGCACCAAACUGCCAAACAAAACGAGCCGCCAACAAACCGCGAAAUAACCGAGUAAUAAUAAUAAUCGAACGCAAACAAUAAUCAUGCACAAUUUGAUAAAGAGCCGUGCCCUCUUCGAGAUCUUAAAGAAGCCAUUGCCGCCAAACUAUUUUAAUGAUGACGGCGAUAAAGAGAAUUCAGAAGAUGAUACCAGCAAUCUAAGUGCCAGUGCCAAAGAAUUUGUGCCGCGCUCCAAGAAGGAAGAGAGUUCCGAUGAUGAUGAGUCUGCUGUGGAUUUGACCGAAAUAAAGAAACGGUUCGAGAUUCUGGAUGCGCAGAAAACGAAUGCUGCUGGUGCGGACAAAGUCGAUAUGGAUGAAAUUAAGAAAAUGUUCGAGGACCUGGAUAAGGAAAAGUCGUCGGCUAUGGUGCUGCCAUGGAAAGGAUUCCCCAGGAGAUACGAGAGACCUGCUCUCAGUGCCCAGGUGGUUCUGAUCGAUGAUUCGGACUACGUGCUUGUUCCUCGCAACAAGGGAAAGAAAAUGUCACUGCAGGAGAAGCUAUUUAUGAAAAACUCAGCCGAUUACAUGGAAAAUGAAGAUCACGAAAAUAUUGAUCCAUAUUCUUCCGAAGCCCUACCGCAAUAUCCGAACUACCAUGAGAAGUCAUUGCUGGCCAGGGAGAGGCGUCGUGAGCAGGAUAGAAAGGUGGCUCUGGAAGCCCUGAAAUUGGUCGAACAAAGACGCAUGAGGGGUCCUUUGGUGCCCUCUUCGGAUCCAGGCAAGGAGAAUGUCGGUGGGGCCCAGCCGGUUGUGCAUCUGUCACGAUCGCCCAUUAGGUUUUCACUGGAGGAUCGUAUUAAAGUGGAUCGUUUGCGGGCCGCCAAGAAGGAGCGGAUCGAGUAUGCUCUUUUGGAAAUUGCGAAUGAAAAGAAGUUGGCGAAGUCGAUGCACUUGCUGCAGGAGCAGAGAAAGCGUGCAGUCAACCGCUGUAUCAGCACACUAAAAGAACCCGAAAAUACGGAGGCUGGGGCUUCGGUGGCCACGGUGGCAACGGUGGCAACCAAAAGAUUUAUACCCACCGCCAAGGAGUGGGACGAGCAACGUCGAAUCAAGUUUGUGAAACCGGAAAAGAAUGACGUGAUCCCGGUGGCUCCUAAGAAUCCAGUGGCCACGAUGACCGCCAAUAGAUAUAUACCCACCUGCAAGGAAUGGGACGAACAGCGUCGGGCCAAGCACAAGGCUAAGAUGGACACCGUAAAGGAAAAUAUUCCAGCAAUAACCAAGUUGCCUUUGAGGGAAUCCAAUGGCGUCUAUGGCACCACUGGCAUGUCUUCGGUGUUUGUGAAGAAGGUUGAUCCUGGCACCACGGCCAAACCACCGUGCCCACUGCCAACUAAAGAACUCGCGGCGGAGAAACGCAAAGGAAAUAUCACUCAUUUCCAAACGAUUAUUAAUUGGGCAAAUCGUAAAACUUUUAAAGCUCCGAAAAUGGCAAUUGCUAUCACUCAGCAGAUGGAGAGUCAGCAAAUAGCAGAUCAACGGGAAGAUCGUCCAAUGAAGAAAGCAAGCGUGCAACGUUAUAGUAUUGAGGAAUUGCUGAAGCUGGAACCGCAACCCGAAGAUCUUGAAGAUCCCAAUAUCAAGGCGUUCAGUAGUCUUGGAAUCGUGUGCAAUCGUGUGAAUCGUUGGAAUCGUGUGCAAUUGAUCUAAUGACCACAACUCUUUACAACUUAUUAGGCUUUUAUUUGUGUUGAUUUGUAUUCGAUGAGGUUCAGUUUCUAUUUCAAUUUUCAUUUUCAUUUUACUUUGAAUUAUGUCAUUCUAGAUAAAAAAAUAAAUUGUU
This is a messenger RNA of Drosophila teissieri, 1908 nucleotides long. RefSeq lists its product as uncharacterized. The record is from RefSeq and is a predicted model, not a curated record. The coding region runs from base 168 to 1775 and encodes 535 amino acids. NCBI's taxonomy places the organism in Eukaryota, Metazoa, Arthropoda, Insecta, Diptera, Drosophilidae. The transcript is spliced from 2 exons.